UUAAAAUGGCAAACUUUGUUAAUUGAGUUAAUCGCUUAUAACAGCUGAAGUGUUCAGCUUCUUUUUGGUGUGAUUUUAUGGGAAUGUACACCCAACAUUUGCGAGUUAAAUUAUAGCUAGCUAGCAAGCAAGCGAACGAACGCGAGGGACAAUCAUUGUGAACGUUUAGACACAAGCCAUGGACAUACGACCCAACCACACCAUUUACAUCAACAAUGUAAAUGACAAAGUUAAAAAAGAAGAGCUGAAGCGAUCGCUGUAUGCGCUGUUCUCUCAGUUCGGGCAGAUCAUUGACAUUGUAGCCUUGAAGACGAUGAAGAUGAGAGGACAGGCGUUUGUUGUCUUCAGAGAACUGGGCUCUUCUACAAAUGCUCUUCGCCAACUGCAGGGAUUUCCUUUCUAUAAUAAACCUAUGCGCAUACAGUAUGCCAAAACGGACUCUGAGGUCAUCUCUAAAAUGCGCGGCACGUUCGGCGACAAGGAAAAGAAGAAAGACAAGAAGAAGAAGGCUCUGGAGUUAGCGGCGAACCCAGCUAAGAAAGCAGCUCUGGGUACAAAUGCACUGCCAAAUGCUGCUCCAGCUCAACAGACUCCUGACAAUCCACCAAACUACAUCCUGUUCCUCAACAAUCUUCCAGAGGAAACCAAUGAGAUGAUGCUGUCUAUGUUGUUCAAUCAGUUCCCUGGUUUUAAAGAGGUGCGGCUGGUGCCGGGCAGACACGACAUCGCCUUCGUGGAGUUUGAGACGGAGGGGCAGGCGGGCGUGGCCAGGGACGCGCUGCAGGGCUUCCGCAUCACCUCCACCUGCGCCAUGAAGAUCACCUACGCCAAGAAGUAGCCCCGACAGACGGGCGGGAGGCUAUUGUGGACUGUGGCAGCAUUUUAGCUGCUCCUCAUGAUGAUUUUGUGUUUUAUUUUUAUUUUUUGUAAUAAAUGCUUUUUUAGGCAGUUGAGGAUCAUCUGUGCUUUGGUUCUGAAUGUGGGAAAUCCUUUGGAAACGAGAUGGACUGCGGGAAAUUUAUCUUGUUUCAUUUUUUUGAAAACAAAAGUGGCUGUCUCCUGUGAUUAGAGUAAUAAAAGUAUCACAAGGAAGUUUUUUUUUUAAAAAAGCUUCCGCAGUUUUUUACAAGUUCAUUCUCAUUUAAUCCCUUUGUACAAGCCCCUCUGGGCUCAACUAGACAUUCAGUACUACUCCAACCAUACUAUGAGUGGAAACAACCAACUGUUCUGGCUUUAUUAGUAGAUGAUACUCAACAACUUUUGCCACCAUUGUCGCAUAGUUCAUUCAUUUAACAAGCACCCCCCACCCAGUCAUAUCUGCAACUAGCGUGACAGUCAACAACAGCAUUUAUCUGUGAGUUAAUAAAAUAUUUAGCACAAGGUAAAGCCGUCUAUAGCCUGAUGUAAUUAUUUUUGAUGUCAUUGUACAGGUAUUCGUAUCACCAUGGGCCAUGGAAAAUAUUCCUUUAUAAUUUACUUUGUGCUGAUAUGUACUAAGUCAACAUACAAUUUGAACCUAUGCUAUAGGUAAAGUAAUUCUCACUUGAAAAUUUAAUUCAUGAAUUGGAUAUGGACAUAAUUUACAUUUAAUUUAAUUUCUGUUCCAACCCUACAGGAAUUGGUAUGUUUAUUUGGCUUUGGCUGUAGAACAAAUAAAAAUGGAAAUAUUUACAUUUAUAA
Molecule: messenger RNA, 1680 nt
Organism: Anguilla rostrata (American eel)
Lineage: Eukaryota; Metazoa; Chordata; Actinopteri; Anguilliformes; Anguillidae
Gene: snrpb2
Product: small nuclear ribonucleoprotein polypeptide B2
Exons: 7
Coding region: 179-838 (219 amino acids)
Biological process (GO): mRNA splicing, via spliceosome
Cellular component (GO): U1 snRNP
Molecular function (GO): U1 snRNA binding
Source: RefSeq, a predicted model, not a curated record